UACAUACUCUUUGUGCGUCACAUCGGCGUCCCGAAGCCGGAAACACCUUUUCUGCGGCAUUUUAGCUAACUCUGUCUGGCUUUAUUUGAUAACCGCAUUGGCAGAUAAGAUUUAGUUAAUAAGAAAAAGCAAUGGGAGUCAACGUGGAAACACUUUCCCCUGGUGAUGGGUCUUCUUAUCCCAAGAAGGGCCAGACUGUAGUGGUGCACUACACUGGCACAUUAACCAAUGGCCAGAAGUUUGACUCAUCCCGCGACCGCGGAAAGCCUUUCAAGUUCAAGAUCGGCAAGGGGGAGGUCAUCCGAGGCUGGGAUGAAGGUGUCGCUCAGAUGUCCGUGGGUGAGCGGGCCAAGCUGACAUGCUCGCCGGACUACGCGUAUGGCCAACAGGGCCACCCCGGUGUGAUCCCACCCAACGCUACUCUCAUCUUUGAUGUUGAGCUAAUCCGACUUGAAUAAUCAUUGAAUCACAUCAUCACAUUUUCUGGAUGUUUUAAUUUUGUAAAACUAAUCGGAAGUCAAUUUUGAUAAUUUUUUUAUAAUUUGUAGGUGUUUAGUGCAAUAUCUUUCUACCUCUUCUCUGGUUUGAAAAAUAGCAUUUUCUAGUUGCACUUAAUAACAUUCCGGAAGCAUUUUUCAAUUUAAUUACUUAAUCAACAGCCUUUUGUAUAAUUUUGUAAUAAUUAAUUGCUACUCAGAGUUGUUUUAGAUACAGUAGUUUAGCAUACUUCUCACACUGAAUCUACACUAAGGAUAUUAGUAACUAACAUCUCUGAGUAUAGCAGUAACUUAUUACUUACACUGUAAUAAACAUUUUUUUUAGUGUAUAUUCAUGUUUUGCAAUACUUUAUUUUUGAGCUCAAAUUUUUGAACAAAAUGUACCUUUUUCUACGUCUUUCUUCUAGUAAAACCAAUAGUCAUGGAAACAUACUAUCAGCAUAAGCUUUACUAUGAUUAUAAGGUAAAAUAAAUAAAUUACUAUGGGAAAA
Molecule: messenger RNA, 988 nt
Organism: Papilio polytes (common Mormon)
Lineage: Eukaryota; Metazoa; Arthropoda; Insecta; Lepidoptera; Papilionidae
Gene: Fkbp12
Product: peptidyl-prolyl cis-trans isomerase FKBP1A-like
Exons: 3
Coding region: 132-458 (108 amino acids)
Molecular function (GO): peptidyl-prolyl cis-trans isomerase activity
Source: RefSeq, a predicted model, not a curated record